AUGUCGACCCCCAAAGUAUGGGCCCAGCCUGGAUGGCACGACUAUCUAGCGGCUCGAAAUUCUAGAUUGCCUUGUCUCCCAGCAGUUACAAAACUCAGCGAAGAGGUUGUCCGGAUAAUGGGUGGGAACCCAGGUGACAUGCAAAUGCAAGGAACCAACACAUAUCUUGUUGGAAGUGGUGAAGCAAGAAUUUUGAUAGAUACGGGACAGGGCUUCCCAAUCUGGCUCACCACACUGGUCGAUUUUCUUCAACAACAUCAAUUGAGAAUCUCCCACGUACUUUUGACCCACUGGCAUCCUGAUCAUACCGGUGGUCUCCCGGCGCUACUCGCUCAAUAUCCACAUUUAACGAAUUCUGUCAGCAAGGCCCACCCUGACAGAGGCCAGACUUCGAUUCACGAUGGGCAAUUAUUUACAACAGAAGGCGCUACGCUAAGAGCUUUAUUUACUCCUGGGCAUAGCAUGGACCAUAUGUGUUUUGUCCUGGAGGAGACUGGCGCCAUGUUCACCGGCGACAAUAUACUCGGGCAUGGAAACAGUGUGGUUGUGGAAAAUCUAGGGCGCUACAUGAAAAGUCUCGAUGUAAUGAGAGAGAAUGUUCAUAGCGCAGCGAUCGAAGUCGGAUAUCCAGGGCAUGGGGCUGUGAUUGAAGACUUACCUUCAAAGGUUACUGUGUAUACGAGACAUUGGGAAACGCGGGAGAAAAUGGUUACAUCGGUUUUCUUGGGGGCCAAUACGACAAAAAAGUCAUUCUUAACGACCCGAGAGAUCACAGCGCACCUCUAUGGACCCGCAAUGGAUGCAAUGGCGGGCCCGUUCAUAGCGCAGGUCUUGUCGAAACUAGCCGAGGAAGGAAAGGUCAGCUUCAUUGUAUUGGCACAGGAGAAGAAGUGGUUUCUACUUCGAAAUUAA
Molecule: messenger RNA, 912 nt
Organism: Penicillium soppii
Lineage: Eukaryota; Fungi; Ascomycota; Eurotiomycetes; Eurotiales; Aspergillaceae
Exons: 2
Coding region: 1-912 (303 amino acids)
Biological process (GO): secondary metabolite biosynthetic process
Source: RefSeq, a predicted model, not a curated record